UUAGGGUUUUUAUAAAUCUGAUAAAAGACCAUGAUCUUCGGGUUAUCGUCAUCUUCAUCGUCCUCCGCCGCCAACGGCAAUGGCCAAGUCAACCCUAAACCCGAUCGAAUGACAUUACUGAUUUGGGGUGUGGCCUCAAUGGCGGCUCUUGUUAUGGUAACUGUCGGGUUAGUGAAAGCAAGCAUACCGCCGCUGCCUCCGAUGAUCAGACAAGUGUCGAUGGAUUUCACAGUCGUUGACGUAACCGACGAUGAUCGGAUCGGAGCCAAGUGGGACGUGUUUCUACGGCUGCCUCCUGAAUUUGACUUUUAUGUUCGUUGUACGGACGGAGAGGUCCAAGCCUCCAUUCUCUACCGCAAUCUUACAAUAGCAACUUCAUCUCCUCAAAGGUACGUUCUCGUCGCUGGAAGGGAGAGGGGUCUAGCAGAGGUGGUUAGGGUUUCAGUGGCGGCGGCGGAGCAGGAAGGUGGGGUUGGUAAAAGCAUCAUGGAUGAUAUCAAGGAGAGGGGCGAAGUGCGCUUCCAAACGCGGUUGCUCCUUACGGAUUGCAGGGAAGACAAAACUGGUCGGAUUCGUUACCUCUGUGAUGAAGCCGCGGUUGUCCCUUCUCCCGACGCUCCCCAGACUUUGACCACCCUCCCUCAGGACCGUCCCCAAUGCCGCGAUUCUUCAUAAUCUCUUUUUGGAUUUUUCUUCUCCAUAUAUAUUCUCUUCUUAAUAAUUGUCAAACCAAUCUUGUGUUUUUUAGGCUUACGACAAAAUCCCUUUUGCUUAACCAAAUAAGAUCAUAUUCGACACA
This is a messenger RNA of Tarenaya hassleriana, 799 nucleotides long. RefSeq lists its product as uncharacterized. The transcript is spliced from 2 exons. The record is from RefSeq and is a predicted model, not a curated record. Lineage: Eukaryota; Viridiplantae; Streptophyta; Magnoliopsida; Brassicales; Cleomaceae. Bases 31 to 675 code for a protein of 214 amino acids.